Molecule: messenger RNA, 3484 nt
Organism: Manis pentadactyla (Chinese pangolin)
Lineage: Eukaryota; Metazoa; Chordata; Mammalia; Pholidota; Manidae
Gene: LOXL2
Product: lysyl oxidase like 2
Exons: 15
Coding region: 295-2619 (774 amino acids)
Biological process (GO): peptidyl-lysine oxidation
Cellular component (GO): membrane
Molecular function (GO): protein-lysine 6-oxidase activity; copper ion binding
Source: RefSeq, a predicted model, not a curated record
CCCGGUACGCGGCGCUCGCCCCGUCCACCCGGCUCGCCCCUCUGCUUGGGAAAGGGGCUCAGCGGCGACGUGCGCGGAGAGGGGCCGCUGUGGAAAGCCCGGCCCAGUCGAGCCAGGGCGGACCCCUGCGGCCGGGAGCCUACAGCAUUUACUCUGGAGGUGCCAAAGAGUGAGAUACAAAUCCUGCCCUAGGACGUCUGUAACCUCCUUGGGGACGUGGCAGCUUCUGGGAAAGGGAACGCCUGCGUGUCGCCUGUCACCGGCCCCAUCAGCCCCUCCAGCCAGAGGCCAGGGAUGGCGAGGCGGGGAGGCGCCCGCCUGUGCGGCCGUCUGGCUGUGCUCGCCCUUCUUCCCUCGGUGAUCCUGGCGCAGUACGAGAGCUGGCCCCACUAUCCCGAGUACUUCCAGCAGCCCGCCCCCGACUACAGCCGGCCUAGGGCGCCCUCCGACGUCGCCAAGAUCCAGCUGCGCCUGGCGGGGCAGAAGAGGAAGCACAGCGAGGGGCGCGUGGAGGUGUACUACAAGGGCGAGUGGGGGACCGUGUGCGACGACGACUUCUCCAUCCACGCCGCGCACGUCGUCUGCCGGGAGCUGGGCUACGUGGAGGCCAAGUCAUGGACCGCCAGCUCCUCCUACGGCAAAGGGGAAGGGCCCAUCUGGUUGGACAAUGUCCACUGCACUGGCAAAGAGGCGACCCUUGCAGCCUGCUCCUCCAACGGCUGGGGUGUCACCGACUGCAAGCACUCAGAAGACGUGGGUGUGGUGUGCAGUGACAAAAGGAUUCCUGGGUUCAAAUUUGACAAUUCGUUGGUCAACCACAUAGAGAACCUGAACAUCCAGGUGGAGGACAUCCGGGUCCGAGCCAUCCUCUCUGCCUACCGCAAGCGCGCCCCCGUGACGGAGGGCUACGUGGAGGUGAAGGACGGCAAGACCUGGAAGCAGAUCUGUGACAAGCACUGGACGGCCAAGAACUCCCGCGUGGUCUGCGGCAUGUUCGGCUUCCCCGGGGAGAAGACGUACAACACCAAAGUGUACAAGAUGUUCGCUGCCCGGAAGAAGCAGCGCUAUUGGCCAUUCUCCAUGGACUGCACAGGCACGGAGGCCCACAUCUCCAGCUGCAAGCUGGGCACUCAGGUGUCCCUGGACCCCAUGAAGAAUGUCACCUGUGAGAAUGGGCUGCCGGCUGUGGUGAGUUGUGUGCCUGGCCCUGUCUUCAGCCCUGAUGGACCCUCAAGAUUCCGGAAAGCUUACAAGCCAGAGCAACCCCUGGUGCGGUUGAGAGGCGGCGCCAACAUCGGAGAGGGCCGCGUGGAGGUGCUCAAGAAUGGUGAAUGGGGGACCAUCUGUGACGACAAGUGGGACCUGGUGUCUGCCAGCGUGGUUUGCAGAGAGCUGGGGUUUGGGAGUGCCAAAGAGGCCAUCGCUGGCUCCAGGCUGGGGCAAGGGAUAGGACCCAUCCACCUCAACGAAAUUGAGUGCGCCGGGAAUGAGAAGUCCCUCAUAGACUGCAAAUUCAAUGCCGAGUCUCAGGGCUGCAACCAUGAGGAAGAUGCUGGUGUGAGGUGUAACAUCCCUGCCAUGGGCUUCCAGAAAAAGCUGCGCCUGAACGGGGGCCGAAACCCCUACGAGGGCCGGGUGGAGGUGCUGGUGGAGAGGAACGGGUCCCUCGUGUGGGGGACCGUGUGUGGCGAGAACUGGGGCAUUGUGGAGGCCAUGGUGGUCUGCCGGCAGCUGGGCCUGGGGUUCGCCAGCAACGCCUUCCAGGAGACCUGGUAUUGGCAUGGGAACAUCUACACCAACAAAGUGGUCAUGAGUGGUGUGAAGUGCUCGGGAACGGAGCUGUCCCUGGCACACUGCCGGCACGACGGGGAGGACGUGGCCUGUCCCCAGGGCGCGGUGCAGUACGGGGCCGGAGUCGCCUGCUCAGAAACUGCCCCCGACCUGGUUCUCAACGCGGAGAUCGUCCAGCAGAGCACCUACCUGGAGGACCGGCCCAUGUUCAUGCUGCAGUGCGCCAUGGAGGAGAACUGCCUCUCGGCCUCGGCCGCCCAGACUAACCCCACCACGGGCUAUCGGCGCCUCCUGCGCUUCUCCUCCCAGAUCCACAACAACGGCCAGUCCGACUUCCGGCCCAAGAAUGGCCGCCAUGCGUGGAUCUGGCAUGACUGCCAUAGGCACUACCACAGCAUGGAAGUGUUCACCCACUAUGACCUCCUGAACCUCAACGGUACCAAGGUGGCAGAGGGCCACAAAGCCAGCUUCUGCUUGGAGGACACGGAAUGCGAAGGAGACAUCCAGAAGAAUUACGAGUGUGCCAACUUCGGCGAGCAGGGCAUCACCAUGGGCUGCUGGGACAUGUACCGUCAUGACAUCGACUGCCAGUGGGUGGACAUCACCGACGUGCCCCCUGGGGACUACCUGUUUCAGGUGGUCAUUAACCCCAACUACGAGGUCGCAGAGUCGGACUACACCAACAACAUCAUGAAGUGCAGGACCCGGUACGACGGCCACCGCAUCUGGAUGUACAACUGCCACGUAGGUGGUUCCUUCAGUGAAGAGACGGAAAAAAAGUUUGAACACUUCAGUGGACUCAUAAAUAACCAGCUCUCCACGCGGUAAAGCAGCCAGGUCACCUCCUGCCUCCGGGCCACCGCUCGUCUUCCCAACAGCUGCAGCCUGACCGAUGCCACACUCCCGCUCGCCCAGCCCAGUCUGCACCGGCUCAACCCCCCGCCGCCGCGCCCAAGCUCAGGAGAGGGGGGUUCCCGCCAUUUGCUGGGGGCGGCUCCCCGACGUUUGAGGCCUGGGGAGGCCUCGGGGGAUGGGCUUGUCGGCAGGGCUGUGGGAGCAGCACCAAGAGCCUUCUUGUCCGGGACGCCAGGCACGCAGGUCAUCUACCGUCGGCUGGUCCAACCACACCAAGGUCCGCCCCGAGUCUGACCCCACCUUGGUCAGCUCACCACAGAUGAUUCAGGGCCAGCCCUCCCUCCGUUACGCGUGGGCGGUGUGAGCUGAUCCACCCCAGGAGGCCAGGCUGAGUCCCCUUUCUCCUCUUACGUGGUUUCCAGCCAACUUGAACAUCCAGACCUCUCCCCCAAUUAAACAAACUGCCUCUAUCAUGGUCACAUAUGCUGCCAUGCACUCCGAUUAGAUGAGCUCAGAGUUGGGGCGCCACCCCCUCCCUCACCCUCACCCCUAAGUCCUCUUACUUUUUAAGAUUCCGUUAUUAUAUUUUCACGACUUUGAAUCAAAAAGCAAUUUAGUGGCAUUUAAUAUUGAGCAUCUAGGCCUUGGAAGGUAGAGCUCAAACUAAAGCACCAGCCCACCUGUGUAAGUGAGUCAUCGUCCUGUUCCAGCUCUGGGCAACUGACUGGCCCAGCGGUGCUAUCAGCAGGGUCCCGGCUGAUGAGGACAUUCACUGAAUGCCAGGUGUCAUCACAGACACUUACACAUACUUGAAACUUUGAAUAAAAGGUUUAUGAUA